GCCCUUAUUACGAAGCUUUGGUUUACCUAACUAUUUUUUCAAAUAUAACCUUAUUUCUGGCGAAUUAUGUUUAGUCCCCCAGUUUACCUCUCUGUAGGUGAUGAGUAUGACAAGCAUUCCACACAAUCCAGGCCCCAUGCCAGGGAUAAGAAGGCUUUUGUUGUUGCUGCUAAGCGACACCCUUGGGUUCAGGACGCAUGCUUCAGCAAAUUCAUCUCUCUCUCUGCAGGCGACCCGUAUCGUUCCGUUGGUUUUGGAGGUCCUUUCCGAGCGCAAGGCUCUUCGACAGUGAAGUCAGAAGCUAAAGAACAGAAGCUGCCUUUUCUUCCACCUGGGGUUCCACACAAGAGCAGUGGCAAGGGUGACUACUAUGGUACUUUUUCCGAAAAGAACCCGUAUAAGCAUGAAACGGAGUUUCAACUCCAGAAAAAGCCAGCGGAUUAUGUACCCCCUCGGCCGAACUUUUAUACAAAUCCACCAAAAAAGGGUACUUAUGGCUUCCCGGGCUUGUCAAUAUGUAGGGCUGGGGAGGUGCAGUAUGUAUCUGACCCGUACGACGGCAGUCGUAGGCAGGAAACUCUCAAAAAUGUUGAAUCUAGGAAGGAUAUGGCUGCGCCGUUUUGUGCUCAUGUGCAUAGUGGCGGCUACUUCGAUAAAACUGAGCACGGUUUCAGCAGCGUAUAUACUCUGACAAAGCCUCUGCCCCCUAAAAAAAUGACUGAUUCGACGUUCCAGUCUCGACCAGCUGAGCCAUGGGUCCCCGCUUGUGUCUUGAAGGAUGGCAUAAAUAGAUUUCCUGAAUAUCAAGAGGACCCGUACUAUUUAAAGGAGCGAAAUAUACGUCUGACACAACAGAAAGAGCGUGAGUACAAGCCAUGGUAUCCGUCUGGCAACGAUCCGUAUCGUUACAUUUAUACGAAGCCGAUUCCGUACGACCCACCGGCGUAGGACAACAAAUAAGAGAGAGAGAGAGAAAGGUUGCAUGGAGGAUAAGACAUUUGAUAUGGUUUCGCAUUUCUUCGAAUCCUUUUUCAAUACUCUUUUUCUGCAACUAGAUCCUUUCUUUCUAUGUCUUUUAAAAGCUUCCCGUUGUAGUUUCAAUCUUAGAUAUUCCGUCUCUUGUAAUGGGUAAAUAGAAGCUAUUUUAAUUUAGCUUAUACAAACAUGCUUAUUUUUUCACUGCUUUUUAUUAGCACUGAAAACGGCAAAACGAAGAUUUCCAUGCAACUUGGAUGCUUCAUUAGAGUGUGUUCACCUGGUUUAAAUAUUCUGAAUCCGAAACAUUUCCUUGCUUCAGGGUUUGAAUUAAAUUAUUUUCACUCUGAGAAGAAAAUGUGAAUCUUCCAUGUAAAUAUAAAUGUACGCUUGUUCUUACUUUCUCUUUUUUUAUCCAAGGAUGUAUGUGCAACCUUCACGUGCAAAAAGGGGAAAAGCUUGAAAAUCUGUCUGUCUUUGUUUUCUGCAUGUCUUGCUGAAGGAAUAAUUUUGGGAUUCAACUGGUGAUAGACGUGUAAAAAGGGAACGAUGCUCUACCAUGUGCAGCCUUUCUGUGUUCCAACCAUUGCGCUUUUUUUUUUUGCAUCAUCUUCCGUAUUAUCAUUUUUUGUUUAAAUAACAUACCCAAAGGCCUGUUAGAACGGAUUGUUUUUUUUUUCAUACUUCGUACAUUUUUGUGCUAUUUCCUUAUCUUAAAAAGGUUUGUGUGUAGAUGUUACAAAAUUAAAUGGAAAAUACUGCAUAGUAAUGCCUGGUGCGCCGCCAUGCAAUCGGAUUUUAGAACAUGGGAUGUACAUGCUAACGAUAAAGAUAGGACGGAUGUACUGAAAUACAUAAAACCCUAUAAUGAAUAGCCUUCCAAACUUGACGAAUUGUAUUUUCAUACUGCUUGAUCAAAAGGUGUAGGUCUACCAUCUAUGUGCGAAAGGCAACUAGAGAGUCACUCAUUAUGGUGUGGUUUCCUUAUCAGACUAACAUUUCCCCACAAAAUUGACGCCGGAUUGAAAUAUAAUCUGAAUUUUAUUCUCAUUACUUUUCCUAGGGUGUCAUGCACCCGUUAUGCACAUAAAGAAGCUUCUCUGAACUCGUAUCUCAUUUUACGUGCAGGGGAACAUCAACCCAGUCGUACAAGUCGCUUUCUUAUCGUGCGGAGGGAGGAUUUUUCGGUGAAAACUCUUCUGUAUUUUUACUUUGUGGAAGUAAAAUGUGGUAAUUGCAUAGUAUGUGAUAAAGCGACCACUGAACAUGAAAAGGAUGAUUAGUGAAUAUGAUAUUUUUUUUUCUGUUAUUGAUAGUGAUCAUUUUUUCUCCAAUGGGGGUGUGGAAGAAGUAAAUCUGAAGCGACUAUUUUGAACUAGAGAUCCUUAUGUAUCUUCCAUGUGAAAAUACGUUCUAUGAAUUAUGUUUAAAAAUUUCUAUGGGACGACUGGUAACAGUAUACAUCUAUUUAUCAGUAUAGCCCUGGAUAAGGGUUUUAAGGAGAUGAAUUGAGCGCAUAGGGGUACCAUAUCUACACGUACGCA
Messenger RNA from Phytomonas sp. EM1, 2519 nucleotides. Lineage: Eukaryota; Euglenozoa; Kinetoplastea; Trypanosomatida; Trypanosomatidae. The record is from the annotation of a GenBank genome assembly.